AAACUGAAAAUAAUGAUGAACGGACUUCCUGUGAUGAAAUUGAAACCCUAAGAUCUGAAGAUUAUUCUGAAACUAGUGGACAUGUCUCAGACUUUAUACAAACUCUAUAUGAAGAAUUCAUCGUAGCUGAAAGUCCUCAUAGCCAAUAUGGUCAUCCAAAAGAGUCAACUUUCAAGCAUGGCAAAGAGAUCAAAGCUAAAUUCCCAGAAGAUAUGUCCCAUAUCUCACAAAUCGCUCAAGGUUCUACAAUUCAAAACGAGGUUGAAAGUCCUCGUGGGCAACACGCUCAACUGGAUGAAACGUUCAUACCUGGCAAAGAGAUAACAGUUAAAUUUCCAGACGAAAUGCCUUACAUGUCACUACUCCCUGAAGGUUCUACAAUUCAAAACUAUGAUGAAAUUCUUCAUGAGCAACUCGCUCAUGUAAAGGAGUCAACAUUCAUACCUGGGAAAGAGAUGACACUUAAAUUCCCAGAAGAAGUGUCCCAUAUCUCCCGACUCAUUGAAGGUUUCUACAACUCAAAAGGAUGAUGAAAUUCUUCAUGAGCAACUCGCUCAUGUAAAGGAGUCAACAUUCAUACCUGGGAAAGAGAUGACACUUAAAUUCCCAGAAGAAGUGUCCCAUAUCUCCCGACUCAUUGAAGGUUCUAC
Messenger RNA from Stegodyphus dumicola, 650 nucleotides. RefSeq lists its product as uncharacterized. The record is from RefSeq and is a predicted model, not a curated record. NCBI's taxonomy places the organism in Eukaryota, Metazoa, Arthropoda, Arachnida, Araneae, Eresidae.